Messenger RNA from Trypanosoma brucei brucei TREU927, 411 nucleotides. RefSeq lists its product as hypothetical. The record is from RefSeq and is a predicted model, not a curated record. Bases 1 to 411 code for a protein of 136 amino acids. NCBI's taxonomy places the organism in Eukaryota, Euglenozoa, Kinetoplastea, Trypanosomatida, Trypanosomatidae. The transcript has a single exon.
AUGUACAACUGCAGUUCCAAGUUUAGGGGGGAACCAGCGGCCUCCAACCGAAUGAACCAACCUAUAUCAUCCUAUAUCCUCUGUGCCGCGGCCUCGCUCCAGGCGCUUUACCGCCACAAGAGGAAUUCCCUCAAUGAGGGUCUCCGCUUGUUCACUUUAGGAAGGCCACAAACCAUCCGUUCCCGCAACGGGUGGAGACCCCAGCGUUCCCCAAACGCCGCUUCUCCAACUCCCGAAGAACCAUCACCGCUUUUCGGGCGUCACGACUCGCCAUCCACCUCCACAUGCAUAUCAGUCGGUCCAAAAUGCGACCCUCCCUUCCCACGCAGAACGACAGCUUUUUUCGCCACAUUGGAAGGAAGGUGGACAAAACACCCAUCCACCACACGUGCCUUUUUCCCGUUUCGGUGA